Topomyia yanbarensis is the source of this 1723-nucleotide messenger RNA. Its product is annotated as protein MEMO1. NCBI's taxonomy places the organism in Eukaryota, Metazoa, Arthropoda, Insecta, Diptera, Culicidae. The transcript has 7 exons. The record is from RefSeq and is a predicted model, not a curated record. Bases 333 to 1214 code for a protein of 293 amino acids.
UCGUCGUGUGUACAGUGUCAAAGAGGGUGCAGCAGCAGCUUCGAGUGGUGAUUUUUCGUCGUCUAGGUCGGAUCGUAUUCACUUUUUAACCCAUUUUCAAGUGUGAGAAGUGCGUAAAUAGUGCAAAAUUGAAUCUGUUUGAGCUUUCAACGGUUUCAAACAUUUUCUCAAUCGCGGCAACCAGCAGAAACAUUGAACAAAGCUUUUUUCAAACCCUGAAGACAUUUGCCUUUUCAAAUAUUCAUCUUCUAUUUCGGGGCUUCCGUAGGAAGAGCGAGCGAGAUACGUAUCUGCGCAGACAGUUCUGUUGGCUGCUGAACCACACGAAAGAAAUGACCUACCGAGAGGCUUCUCACGCCGGAAGUUGGUAUACGGACUCGGGUAUCGAAUUAAAUCGACAACUGUCUAAAUGGUUGGAUGACGCAGAUUUGACUUUCGGACCAGCUCGUGCCAUUAUCGCUCCACACGCCGGAUAUCGCUACUGUGGCUCGUGUGGUGCCUGGGCCUAUCGACAGAUUAGUCCAGCAGUGGUCAAACGUGUCUUCAUUCUGGGACCAUCGCAUCACGUCCGAUUGUCUCGCUGUGCCCUUUCGGCUGCCCAGUAUUGUCGAACCCCACUGUAUGACCUGAAAGUUGAUCAACAGGUCAAUGCCGAGCUGGAAGCGACUGGCCAUUUCAAGUGGAUGGACCAGAAAACGGACGAAGACGAACAUAGCAUUGAGAUGCACCUUCCCUAUGUGGCCAAAGUGAUGGAAGACUUCCGAGAUCAGUUCACCAUCGUUCCCAUAAUGGUCGGUUCGAUUAGCAACGAUUGGGAGGAAACCUAUGGUAAACUGCUCGCCCCGUAUCUAGCGGAUCCGCAGAAUCUCUUCGUCAUAUCGUCCGAUUUCUGCCACUGGGGUGCACGCUUCCGGUACACGUACUACGAGGAAUCGCACGGUCCGAUCUACAAGUGGAUUGAAUCGUUGGACAAGAUGGGAAUGGAUCUGAUCGAGACGCUGAAACCGGACAGCUUUGGCGAAUAUCUGCGAAAGUACAACAACACAAUCUGCGGCCGUCAUCCGAUUGGUGUGUUACUUCAGUCGGUGGAAGAACUGAAGCGACGCGGCUAUCGGAUGAGCUUCAAGUUUCUCAAGUACGACCAAAGCAAUCAGUGCUGUGAUAAGAAAGACUCCAGCGUUAGCUAUGCCUCAGGUUCGUUGAUUUUUGAGUAAAGAACAAUACUUUCGGCGGUAAAGUAGUAUGUAGCAUGUAGUAGAAUUGUAUAAGCACACAUCAAGCUGAAAAUAUUUGAGAGAAGGUAAGAGUGAGAACAAAUCGACACAAAGAGGCACUGAUGAACAAAAAGUAAAAUUAUAAAAAGAGAUUGAAGAAAAUAUUUUUUUUUGUCGUUCGAAUCAUUGAAUAAUGAUUUUUUAUGCAUUAUCAAUCUAUGAAACAAUAAUAAAUCGUGUUUAUCCCAUUGUUUUUCGAGGUAGUUUGUAAGAACAUAUUUAUAAGAUAUUUUUUCUUUUGAAAAUGAGACAGAAAUUCAGGUAAAUCUAGUGUGUCUCCUCGAUUUUUUGGAACCAAUCUGCUCCCAAUAUAAGGUAACUUUAGCAAGGUAGACAUUUCUUAUGUUAGAUAUUUGUUCAAAUUAUCUAUAGCCUUUAAAUCCUGUAAUACGAUUCCAACUGUAUUCUUGUAAUUGUUUGAGUGAAAAAAGACGCUGUAGUACAAAAAA